Molecule: messenger RNA, 732 nt
Organism: Malus domestica (apple)
Lineage: Eukaryota; Viridiplantae; Streptophyta; Magnoliopsida; Rosales; Rosaceae
Biological process (GO): protein ubiquitination
Cellular component (GO): cytoplasm
Molecular function (GO): ubiquitin protein ligase activity
Source: RefSeq, a predicted model, not a curated record
AUGUCGAUAUACAGACACUUUGAAACCCUAGUCAGCCAAAGAAGAAACCCCUACAUUAACCAACCCCAGCUUCCACCAGAUGUGCUUCCGAUCAACUUUAAAUUUUACAAGUUACUCGCACUCGCAGGAUCUUUGAUUAAUGAAGAUGGUAUUGAUCCUACUUCAGUAAUAGUUAUGCAACUAACCCUUGUAACGCAAGAAACCAUUAAUGUCGAUCGUACUACGCUAUUGUCUGAUUCUACUAGAGCGCUCGUGGGUAACGUGCUUUCCAGCAUGCUCGUUCCUGAACACGAACAUCCAGCAAUUACUGAAGAAGUAUUCCACAAACUUGCUGGAUUAUCGAGUUCGAACUUGGGCAAUGCUAACAACACCACCAUGCUGCCUAUUGUUGUGGGCAUAAUUGAUAUGAAUUUGCCAAUGCCCUCUGUUGGUAGUGAUCCCAUUACGUCGCUGGCCGAUAGGGUUGCAAUGUCGUCGAUGCAAACGUACGAGGCCAGACCUAUUCCUGCAGACGAAUCUUCCAUUGAGAAUUUGGAGAAAGUGAUAUUUGGUGGAGAAGGUACGAGAGAGCAGCAGCAAACAUCGUGUGUUAUCUGCAUGGAGGACUUUGAGGAUGGUGUUCACGUUAGUCGCUUGCCUUGCUUACACUUUUAUCAUGAAGAUUGUAUUGGUCAGUGGUUGAAGACUAGUCACUUGUGUCCCUUGUGCCGACACCCAAUGCCUCAUGCUUAA